Paramecium sonneborni is the source of this 787-nucleotide messenger RNA. NCBI's taxonomy places the organism in Eukaryota, Ciliophora, Oligohymenophorea, Peniculida, Parameciidae. The record is from the annotation of a GenBank genome assembly.
AUGGCUCCAGAAGUUAUAAAAUAAUAACUAUAUGGAAAGUAGAUCAAAUAUUAUAUAUUUAAAAUAGAAAAGCAGAUAUUUGGAGUCUUGGUUGUUCAAUGAUUGAAAUGGCUUUUAGACACCCUCCUUUUAUAUAAAAUUAAGAAUGCGUAUGCAAUCAUGGUCAAAAUUAGUAAGCUAACUUAAAUGAUUCCUAUAUCAGAUAAAUUCAAAUCUGAAUUAGUUAAAGAUUUUCUUAAAAACAUUCUUCAAUUAAACCGAGAUGAGAGAUGGCAAGCAACUUGAAUAUCCAUUUCUACUUUAAAAAUAUGAUAGAAUCAAUUCAUCUUAUAAAAAAAAGACUGUUAAGGAUUUACUUUUUUAAUUACAGUAAGAACUUAAAACAAAAUUAAAUUAAAAACUCUAAUUUUCAUUUUAAUUGGAUGACAAAUCAUAAUCAUAAAAGGUUAAUUCAAAUGAAAUUCAAGUUAUUCGUCAAAAUUAAAAAUAAUAAGGCUAGGGUUCUCAGAGAGAGGUAAUUCUCACUAAUAUUAUUAAAAUAAAUAAUAUUCGUAAUUUACAAUCAGAACCAGAUUAAGAUAAUUACAAAAUAAUUAUUGAAUAGAAUUUUGAUGAUAAUAAUAACCUAUAAUAGUUUGAUUCUAAUUAUUUUAAUUAAAAAAAUAAUAAGUCGAUAAUGCUCAUUAAAUUAAGUAUUAGAAUAGAUUUUAGAUAAUGUAUAUCAACAGUAAAAAUCAAAAUCCCUUAAUCCUUUAUUAUAUUGAUUUCAACUAGACGACUAUAUUGA